UCCAUUUUCAAUGUUUUUAUUAACAAAAAUAGAUUCCAAACAUUUUCGUUGUGUUUAACCAAUAAAUGUUACCGUUUGCCUAAUUUUAUACUAUUUAAUUUUAAAUUCUACAUACAUUUCAUGUGUAUAGUGUUUCUUUUUUUUAAGAAAACAUUUUGGUGAUCGUAGGAUCGGUUUUUUUAAAUAUCCGUUUGUUUGGUGAACAUUACAUUGGAUUUGGGUGUUUCGAACGUAAAGGGAGUAAAAUGAAAGAUGUUGCAAAAAGUGUGAUUGAACGAAUAAAUCGUGAUAUUGGUAGCGAUAUUAAAAAUUUACACAAUUGCAAAGCAAUCAGUAGCGAAUAUGCAAAACGUGUUGGCGAAAUCGAAGCAGAACUUCUGAUUGAAGGCAAUGGAAUACCAUCAACUAUUAAAUCGGCAUUGGCACAAUGUCGUGAUUCGAACGAAAUUAUUCAAUUGGAAACCGCAAAAAUUGAUCAAUUUCAAGAGAAACUUAUCCAAAAACUAGACGGUUAUCAUAGCAUUCUUGAUGGCGUUACCAAACAAUUAGAUAAAAUACGAUGUUUGCAACUGUUAGUCGAGUAUUUUAAAAUUUUAAAUGACAUUCAGGAAAUUGGCAAAAGUUUAGCGGCCAAUAUAAAAGAUGAUCAAAAAGCGAUCGGAUUGUAUUUGUCACUGUAUGGCGGCACCGAUUCAGCCAACAGUAUUAUUGGCCGGCUUGAAAGUGUUGAAGCAGUUAAUUUAAGAUCAUACGCAGAACGAACAGCUAUUUAUUGGUAUGAAAUUCUAAAGAAGAAAUUAUCCAAAGACUUUGAAUCGGUAUUGGAUGUUAUUAAAUGGCCAUACCUUGGUUCAGCAUCUACCGAGCUUAUCAAUCCAACCAAGGAUUCGCUUAAUAAAUUAAUGUCAGCGGCGGAACAUCUAUUUUUGCUGCAAUCGCCAGAAGAAAAGAAUGAUUCAUUUAUAUCGAUAACGCCAUCAAUUUUGUGCCAGCCAUUAAGUACACCAGUAGAAUUGCUUGUAAAACCAUUUCGACAAAGAUUUUUGUAUCACUUCACUGGUCCACGGCAAACAAAUCGACCAGAUAAGCCGGAAUGGUUUUUUACGCAGAUUUUAAAUUGGGCCAAAGAUAAUCAUAUUUUUGUUGGAACACACAUUCAACCGGCUCUAAAUCUUGCCGGUCAUUCGGAUAUCAAUAUUCGGCUGGAGUUUGUUCGUGGUUUGGUGCAAUUGGCGGUAGAAAAAUUAUGUAACGAUAUCGAUGAAAUUGUUGAAAAUGAUGCUCUAUUUUCGCAUUUAAUCGAUGAGACAUUGGCAUUUGAGCAAGAAAUUCGUGAUACACUUGGUUAUCCAAGCAGCUAUUGCAGUGCAAUAACUGUUUUAACACAAGCAAAGUACCUGACUAAAUGGCUGGCUAUCGAAGAACAAUUUACAUCAGAUAAAAUGGAUUUAAUUUUAUCACAAUCGUCAGCAUGGUUGUUUAUCGAUCCAAGUAAUUUGGAAGAAUUAAAAAUACCACGAUGUGCCGAUCAAUUUAUUCGUUUGUUAGAUGCAAUAUGUGAACGUUACUGUAAUUUACCACAGCCGGGUCAUCAGUUGCAAUUUUUAAAUUUACAAUUGGAAUUGAUUGAAAACUUUCGCCGUCGGCUAGUCCAUUUACACAGUAAUCCAGAGAAUGGUGUGACCACAACGUGUAUGGUCUUGAAUGCGAUUAACUAUAUAAAUUCGGUGCUACGUGAAUGGGGUGAAAAUGUUCAUUAUCUUCAUUUGUAUGCCGCUUUGUUUGGUCCGCACACCGACGAAAUCAAUUCGGUAUUUGAUAAAGUGGUCGAUGACUUGGAACAAUGGCAACGAAUACUGGUGAAAGAGCUUACAUCAAAAUUAGUUGAUGACAUAAAAGCCAAGUCAAUGGCCUAUCGUCAUGAUAAUUGGAUUUCCAUGUCUGAUCACAAUGCACUCGAACCGUUUAUGUUAUCAUCAACAGCUGGCGAAAUGUUUCAGCUAAUGGUGACAAGUUUGCACAACCUCGAAACUGAACUUUCGAUCAACAUCUUCAAUAUAGCAUUGAGAUUAAUCGCUCAUCAAUUGGACGACUUUUUCAUCGAUAGCAUGAUUAUGAAUACGAAAUUUUCAACUGGCGGUGCAUCACAAUUUGAUUUUGAUAUGAAUCGUAAUCUAUUUGCAUUAUUUGGACAAUAUGCCAGACGACCUGAUUUACUAUUCAAAAAGAUACACGAUGCUUGUAAAUUAUUAGUUUUUCCGUUAGGAAAUGCAAUGCUACUUACCGAAACUCUGAAAAAUGACAUCAAAAGUAAAAGCGAUUCGAAAGGUGCAUUGGCCGAAAUUGGUGUGGUUAACAUUAGCAAUUUAAUGGCAUUGGACAUUCUUGAGCGACGAAACGAUAUAUGUUCGUACUGAUGAUGACAACGAAACGAUGACUUCAAAAACACUCUACCACACACACACACACACAUACAUACAUUCGAUGUUGUUAUCAUUCCAUUUGUUAAUUUCCUUUUUGUUUUGAUUAUGCCUUCAAUGACUAUGUCAAAAACAAGUGUCGGGUGUUUUAUUUUUCUUUUCAUUGUUUUUAUUUCUGUACAAAAAAAAAUCAAUCCCAUGCAAAAAGUGUUGAAUAAAUUAUUUUCAAAUAAA
Molecule: messenger RNA, 2654 nt
Organism: Contarinia nasturtii (swede midge)
Lineage: Eukaryota; Metazoa; Arthropoda; Insecta; Diptera; Cecidomyiidae
Gene: Rint1
Product: RINT1-like protein
Exons: 11
Coding region: 246-2417 (723 amino acids)
Biological process (GO): regulation of ER to Golgi vesicle-mediated transport; retrograde vesicle-mediated transport, Golgi to endoplasmic reticulum; endoplasmic reticulum to Golgi vesicle-mediated transport
Cellular component (GO): Dsl1/NZR complex
Source: RefSeq, a predicted model, not a curated record